Cucurbita pepo subsp. pepo (vegetable marrow) is the source of this 2052-nucleotide messenger RNA. RefSeq names its product SLH domain protein. The record is from RefSeq and is a predicted model, not a curated record. NCBI's taxonomy places the organism in Eukaryota, Viridiplantae, Streptophyta, Magnoliopsida, Cucurbitales, Cucurbitaceae.
CACACAGCCAGUUCCACUACGGUCCACUGUUGACGAUACCUCUCAUCUUUGCAUCAACGCAACGCACUCUGCCUCCGACAGACAUCAAACGUACUAUCCGAAAAGCCCUAAUUUUCUUAGUAAUGUGCUCUUCUUCUUCUUUUGCAUCUACCUUCUCUCUAUUCCCUGCGAAGUCGCCGUCGAUUUCACGACGACGGAAUGUUAUUCCGCCUUACUCGCAUCUAUUCCUCGGCCAUCUCAGGCCCACUAACUCUAAAUUUCGUAUUGCUGCUUCAAUUACUGAAAGAGACCUUGAGCUCUCGUCUUGGUUUAAUCCCGACCAUCCCAACAACGACGGCUAUGGUGGAUGGAUAUUUCUCAACUCUCCAACCAGCGACGCAAAAAUCGAGAGACGAGGGGUGCCUCGUUUCGUAAUAGGCAUCGUCGGGACCUCGCUUGUUGUUUUGUUCGCAGCCAUUUCUCACAUUUCACUAUCUAGACGAGGGUUUAAGUUCCAGUGGCGUACUCCCUUGAGAUCAUUAGAAGGGGUAUUUAGUCGUAUGGAAAAUGAAAGCGAUCAAGGCAAAACAGUGGAGGAUAGUUUAACCAAUCACGACCUACUGACUGAAUCUGGUGCUGAGUCUAUACCUGAUUCUAAGGUUUAUGACGCUGUUACUUCAGAUUCUGGAAAUAAGCCUGAACGAGUUAUAAUUUCCGCUCCUGUGGAUUCUGCUCAAGAUGAAGCUUUAUCGAUUUUGAAGAAACUGAAGGUUAUUGAAGAUGAUAUUGAUGCUGGAGAAUUGUGUAGUAGAAGAGAAUAUGCAAGGUGGCUAGUUCAUAUGUAUUCGUCACUGGAAAGGAAUCCAAAACACCAUAUUAUUCCAUCAGUUUUGCUUUCUGGGUCAACAAUUGCUGCCUUUGAUGAUAUAAGUAUGGAAGAUCCUGAUUUUGAGUCCAUUCAAGCUCUAGCAGAAGCUGGUAUCAUACCCAGCAAGUUAUCACCAAACUACGGAUAUGAUGGCUUGGGAGAUCGGGAGAAAACCUACUUUUUUCCUGAGAGGUUUGUAUCUCGCCAGACCUUGAUCGACUGGAAAGCCCAGUUAGAUUAUGAGUUGGUUCCCGGAAUACUAGAACGGAUAUCAAGUACAAAGGUGGGUUUUAUGGACUUGAAGGAGAUCAGUUCAGAAGCAUCGCCACAAUUGUUCAUGGAUAUGUUAGCUGGGGAGAGAAGCAUUCACAGAAAAGUUUUUGGUCAAAUCAAACGGUUUCAACCGAACAAGCCUUCAACAAAAGCACAAGUAGCAGUUGCACUGGUAAGUGGCAGGAUGGCAGAAGCAAUCUCUUUUGAAUUAUCAAGACUGGAAUCAGAGAGAUCUGCUAGAAAAGCUGAGAUAGAAGAUAUCAAGUUGGAAUUGUUAGAAAGAGGAGACAUACAAAGGUAUUGGGAUAAGAAGCUAACUGAAGAGAAAGAACGCCUGAUCAAGGUGGAGGAGCUUUAUCUUACUGCUAUCAGCGAUUUGGGAGAGCAGAAGAUGGUUCAAGAGAAGUUUUUUUCUGAGUAUUUAAAGGAAAAGGCAUCUAUAAACUGUCAGAGGCAAUUGCUUCUCAGCCUUAAGGAAGAAGUUGAUGGGAUGACAGAAAAGCUUCUUUCUGAGAGAUCUGUAUGUGAGGCAGAGAAGAGUGAGCUACACGAUAUGCAUGCCCGUUUACAGAGCCAGCUUGAAGUAACGCUUGAUACGAAAUCUGUGCUUGAAGCUGAGAAAGAAGCUCUCCGUAUUCUUAGAUCUUGGGUAGAAGAUGAAGCAAGGAAGAGUCAAGCUCGUGCAAAGGUUCUUGAGGAGGUCGGACGAAGGUGGAAAUGGGACGAUCAAGCUUGAACUUUCUCACAUACUGCGAUGUAAAGUUGACCCCAAGUUCGUUCUUAAGUUUUUUUUUUUGGAUAUGAAACAGAGUACGUGUCGUAUUUUUGCUAGUAUAAUUGCGAAGUAGAAUCAGGAUUACAACAUCUUGCUGUUUAACAGACUUGAUCAUAAAUCAAUUGAGAUUGAGAAUUCAAGCUUAGUUUCAUUUUCA